Molecule: messenger RNA, 715 nt
Organism: Brassica oleracea var. oleracea
Lineage: Eukaryota; Viridiplantae; Streptophyta; Magnoliopsida; Brassicales; Brassicaceae
Product: peroxiredoxin-2B-like
Exons: 3
Coding region: 71-559 (162 amino acids)
Biological process (GO): cell redox homeostasis; hydrogen peroxide catabolic process; cellular response to oxidative stress
Cellular component (GO): cytoplasm
Molecular function (GO): thioredoxin peroxidase activity
Source: RefSeq, a predicted model, not a curated record
GUCCAACAACUCAGAGUCGGUUCAUAUUUUCUCAUCACUUUCUUUUUGUUUAAAUCCUUUGCUCACCUCCAUGGCUCCUAUUGCUGUCGGCGAUGUUGUACCAGAAGGAACUAUCUCCUUCUUUGACGAGAAUGAUCAGCUUCAGAGCGCCUCCGUUCACACUCUCGCCGCUGGUAAGAAGGUCAUUCUCUUCGGUGUCCCUGGUGCUUUCACUCCCACAUGCAGCAUGCAGCAUGUGCCUGGAUUCAUUGAGAAAGCCGAGGAGCUGAAAUCAAAGGGUGUUGAUGAGAUCAUUUGCUUCAGCGUGAACGAUCCAUUUGUGAUGAAGGCGUGGGGAAAGACAUACCCUGAGAACAAGCACGUGAAGUUUGUGGCAGAUGGUUCAGGAGAAUACACACAGCUUCUUGGACUCGAGCUUGACCUCAAGGACAAGGGUCUUGGUGUUAGGUCAAGGAGAUUCGCUCUGCUGCUCGAUAACCUCAAGGUGACUGUGGCCAAUGUUGAAUCCGGUGGCGAGUUCACGGUUUCCAGCGCUGAUGAUAUCCUCAAGGCUCUCUAAGAAUCUUUUAUCAUUUUGCUUGUUCUAUUUCUACAUUUCUGUACGUGAAUCCGCUAGAUCUCUAGCCUGUUUUCAUACAAGAAACAUGCAUAAUAAAGCGGUCUGAGUUGAUUAUCUCCCUUUAUGGAUUUUAUAAUAAAACGUUGGUUUUCAUUG